GAGCGUAGUGGGUGUUAGGUUUAGUCUUUAUCUUAAAGUGUUAUGCAUUACUUAUUGUGCAGGGUUUAGCUUCGUUCUAUAUAUUGCCAGAAUGUGGAAAAGUUUAAGCAGGAAAACGGUGCUUUCUGUAGCGGGAGCGACAGUCACCUGUGUGGCGCUGCUGGUGGUGUUGACCCAGCAGCGGAGUACGGAUGAGGAUGUAGGGAUGCGCUCCCUUCGGAGCGUGGAGGAGGCAGAGAUGGAUGCAGAGGCACAAACAGAUCAAGCAGCACAGAACGGAGAAAAGAAGGGAUUCAGCGCCUAUUUUUCCAAACUGACUCGGAGCAGGAGAGAAGCAGAGAAACCUAGCGCGGCUGGUACUGCCACCCCGAAUUCUCUGCCAGCUGAAGAACUGAGCGCUGAUGAUCUUUUCAUAGCUGUAAAAACCACCAAAAAGUUCCACCAGUCCCGACUAGAUCUGCUUCUGAACACAUGGAUUUCAAGAAACAUGCAACAGACGUACAUCUUCACAGACGGGGAGGAUGAGGAACUGAAGAAAAAAAUGGAAAACCACGCCAUCAACACUAACUGCUCCGCCGCUCAUAGUCGUCAGGCUCUGUCCUGCAAGAUGGCUGUGGAAUAUGACAAGUUUAUUGAGUCAGGCAAAAAGUGGUUCUGCCAUGUGGACGAUGACAACUAUGUGAAUGUCAAGACACUUGUCACACUGCUCUCACAGUACCCUCACACUCAGGACUUGUACAUUGGCAAACCCAGCCUGGAUCGGCCAAUAGAGGCCACCGAAAGACUUGGUGACAAUAAGAUGCGACCUGUGAAUUUCUGGUUUGCCACCGGAGGAGCAGGUUUCUGCGUGAGCCGUGGUCUGGCCCUUAAGAUGAGCCCAUGGGCAAGUGGUGGUCACUUCAUGAACACGGCUGAAAAGAUCCGUCUCCCUGAUGACUGCACCAUUGGGUACAUCAUUGAGUCAGUUUUGGGGGUUCCUCUAACACGAAGCAAUCUGUUCCACUCCCAUUUGGAGAACCUCCAACAGGUUUCCAAAUCAGAAGUACAAAAACAGAUCACAUUAAGUUACGGAAUGUUUGAGAACAAGAGGAAUAUCAUCAACAUGAAAGGAGCUUUCUCAGUUGAUGAGGACCCUUCCAGGUUUAAGUCUGUGCACUGUCUGCUCUAUCCGGACACGCAGUGGUGUCCUCAGGUUACCUACUAAGGCGACCAGCUCCUCCCUUGUAUCCUCGUCCUGAUUGUGCCUCGGUAUCUGAAAGGCACUAGGGACCAGUGUGGUAUUGGCCCAUGUGGCUGCCGUGUUUUUCACUGUGUGCAACGUGGCCUCUCGUGGUUUUAACUGGGCUGCUGUGCGGCCAGACUUCGGACAUUUCCUUCCUUUCUGAUGUGAAAGCUUCCUGACUUAGGUCCCUUGAAGUGGGGCCCAGGACCUUUCAGGAAAAGGCUUUCAGCAUCAAGCUUCACAGGCAAUCAGCUGCGCUUACGUCCUACAUGUUGCUUGUAUCCCAUUUGCAAUUCUCAUAGAAUGUGUUUAUAAUCUGUCCAAGCCUUUCUUGCCAGCUUUACUUGCUUAGUUUAAGAUAUCGCUUUUUAAUUUUCCAAAUUCAAGAUCCUUCCUUUCAGGUUUGAU
This is a messenger RNA of Trichomycterus rosablanca, 1630 nucleotides long. It is a transcript of the gene lfng, whose product is annotated as LFNG O-fucosylpeptide 3-beta-N-acetylglucosaminyltransferase. The record is from RefSeq and is a predicted model, not a curated record. Gene Ontology annotation, molecular function: O-fucosylpeptide 3-beta-N-acetylglucosaminyltransferase activity. Gene Ontology annotation, biological process: regulation of Notch signaling pathway; pattern specification process. The transcript has 8 exons. The coding region runs from base 92 to 1204 and encodes 370 amino acids. Gene Ontology annotation, cellular component: Golgi membrane. Lineage: Eukaryota; Metazoa; Chordata; Actinopteri; Siluriformes; Trichomycteridae.